AUUCCUAGAGCGGUAUGGGCUUGCCGGAUUUCAACAGCUGGAAACUAAUUUAUUGGUGGAAGUCUGGUAGAAUUUAUAGUAGCUAGACUAUUUACUUUUCUUUAGUCAUCUGUUAAUAAGAAAUAUCAUUUGAAAGUAUGGCGUCAUCUGAUGUUGCUCGGCAGUUGCAGGACACAAAUGCACGACCUCUGUCAUUGUCGGGUCAUGUUGGUUUUGACAGCUUGCCUGAUCAACUCGUCAGCAAGUCAACCAACCAGGGUUUCUGUUUCAACAUCCUCUGCAUUGGUGAAACGGGUAUUGGCAAGUCGACCCUGAUGGACACGCUGUUCAACACCAACUUUGAGAACUUUGAGUCCUCUCACUUUGAGCCCAAGGUGAAGCUCCGGGCACAGACGUAUGACGUUCAGGAGAGUAAUGUUGAGCUAAAGCUCACAAUCGUUAAUACCGUGGGCUUUGGUGACCAGAUGAACAAACAGGAAAGCUACCAGCACGUGGUGGACUACAUCGACACCCAGUUUGAGUCUUACCUGCAGGAGGAGCUGAAGAUCAAGCGAUCGCUGCAUGACUUCCACGACUCCCGCAUCCACGCGUGCCUCUACUUCAUCGCCCCUUCUGGUCACUCACUCAAGUCACUGGACCUGGUCACCAUGAAGAAGCUGGACAGCAAGGUCAACAUUAUUCCAGUCAUUGCCAAAGCAGACACCAUCUCUAAGAGUGAACUCCACAAGUUCAAGAUAAAAAUAAUGAGUGAGCUGGUUAGCAAUGGUGUCCAGAUCUACCAGUUCCCCGCUGAUGAUGACACGGUUGCUAAGAUCAACACUGCUAUGAAUGGUCACCUCCCCUUCGCUGUGGUGGGCAGCACAGAGGAAGUGAAAAUUGGGAGCAAAAUGGUGAAAGCUCGACAGUACCCCUGGGGUGUGGUGCAAGUGGAGAAUGAGAAUCACUGUGACUUCAUGAAGCUGAGGGAGAUGCUGAUCUGUGUGAACAUGGAGGAUCUGCGGGAACAGACGCACACGCGACACUAUGAGCUCUAUCGCCGCUGCAAACUGGAAGAGAUGGGCUUCAAAGACACGGAUCCUGAGUGCAAGCCAGUCAGCCUGCAGGAGACCUACGAGGCCAAGCGGCAGGAGUUCCUGGGCGAUCUGCAGAAGAGGGAGGAAGAGAUGAGGCAGAUGUUUGUUCAGAGGGUGAAGGAGAAGGAGUGUGAGCUGAAGGAGGCUGAGAGAGAGUUGCAGAGCAGGUUCGAGCAGAUGAAGAGGCUGCACCACGAGGAGAAGUGCAAGCUGGACGAGAAGAAGAGGAUGCUGGAGGACGAGAUCAACACCUUCAGCAAGAAGAAGGCUGCCACGGAGCUGUUGCAGGCGCAGUCCUUCAACACCAACAUCAAAAAAGACAAAGACCGCAAGAACUCUGGCUUCAUGUGAAGAAAGCUCGACACGGACCUCUGCAUUCUGGUGGAGACCAACAAAUUCCUCAUUUUCAUCCUUUAUUGCUCUUCUAUAUGCUGACCGCUAUCCCUGUCUACUGCCUGGGCAGUCUCGUGCCAAACUAUUUAUGUACAGUAUUUACCAUCCUGUAUUUUAUACACUACACUGCGGUGGUAUUCUGUAACUUUUUAAAACCAAUGCUCCUUUGUGUUGCAUUCUUGUUCUUUUGACAUGUUCUCUUCAGUCAUUUUAAUAGGACUAGAAUCAUUGUUAAGACUUAUUCCCACAUACAUGGAUAAUGUGCCAUUUUUGUACAGAACAGAUAUAUAUAAAAAAAAAAAAAGCCCAGUCCUUUUUUUUAAUUUUUUUAAUUUAGAGUAUGGAAACCAUCAUCCAUUAAUUAAGAAAACAGCCAUCACUGGGGUUCCACUACAUUGGGCAGGAUGCCCAUUCCUACCAUUUUGAAGAAAGCUUAUUAAAAAUGAAUCUUAUUAACUAUACUAUGCAAAUGUUGAUAUGAAACUACUUGCGCUCACACACUGCCUUGAAACUACUAUGUGCCUUAUCUUUAUGUGUUCGUAUUUGGAAGUACUUAUUGGCAGCUGCUACUAAAAGGGAGAUCUGUUGGAUGCGAAGCAUUUUUGUCCAGUAAGUUAAGUUGCAUGUAUUUUGGUGAUGUGUGGACUCCACUAAUGCAGCAAUGAUUCACCAAACUCAUGUUUUGGAACUUUCACACAAAGUAAUGUGGGCUAAUUAUGGAAACAGCCAUGUUGUGAGAUAUGGUGUGUAUUAGCAAAAAUAAAAUGAUAGUUCUCAAAA
This is a messenger RNA of Conger conger (European conger), 2246 nucleotides long. Its product is annotated as septin-10-like. The record is from RefSeq and is a predicted model, not a curated record. The coding region runs from base 138 to 1424 and encodes 428 amino acids. Gene Ontology annotation, biological process: cytoskeleton-dependent cytokinesis. Gene Ontology annotation, cellular component: septin ring; cell division site; microtubule cytoskeleton. Gene Ontology annotation, molecular function: molecular adaptor activity; GTP binding; GTPase activity. NCBI's taxonomy places the organism in Eukaryota, Metazoa, Chordata, Actinopteri, Anguilliformes, Congridae. The transcript has 10 exons.